AUGUAUGUUUUACUUGAAGAAACUGGUGAAGAGAUUGAGUGCAUAUUGAAGCGGUUAGAAAAUGGUGAAAUUUCGGAAGACGAUUCCACCGACAAUGAAGAUAACAAAGAUCGUCUGAUGGAGCUAGAAGAUGAAGAGGAUGUAGGUAAUUUUCCCACUGACCCAGACUUGGAUGCAGAUCCGCCUGCAGCAAACGUAGAUACCGACAUGCAACAUAAUUUAGAGACUGUUGAGCGAAGCCCAACUCCAACAACCAGCAGCCAGAACAACCUGCACACUUCAAACCUAGCAACUUAG
Parnassius apollo (apollo) is the source of this 297-nucleotide messenger RNA. Lineage: Eukaryota; Metazoa; Arthropoda; Insecta; Lepidoptera; Papilionidae. The record is from the annotation of a GenBank genome assembly.